AUGAAAAAAAUCAAUUAACCUUAAUAAAAGACAAAGAGGAAAAUUUAAAAAGUCAAGCUUCAUAAGAAGAAGAAAGAGAAGAUUUCUAUAAUAAAUUAAUAGAGCGAUAAUUUAGGUUAGAUAUUAGAAAGAAAUAAAAAUUAAGAGAAGAAUUUGAAGAAAAAAAGAAAAUUGAUAAAUUCAAACUUAAAUUCAGAGAAAUCAUUAAUAAAUAGAGGCCUUUCAUUAAUGCGCAAAGGAAAAUUUGAGGAAUCAAUAAUUUAAUUUGAUGAAGCAAUUAAACUUAAUCCAAAAAAUGAUGAAGCAUAAGCGCUGCAUUAAUUGAAUAAAACAAAUUCGAAAAAGGUUUAUAAUCAGCAAAUUAAGCCAUUAAAUCAAACCCUAAAAAUGAUGAAGCUUAUAAUAAAAAAGGCAUUUAAUUAAAUAAUUUUAGGUGCUGCUUUAUUUCAUCUUAAUAAAUAAAAAGAAGCAGAGUUGUAAUUUUAAAAAGCAAUUAGUCUAAACCCAAAAAAUGAAUUUGCAUAAUUUAAUAUGGCUAAUUUGCUAAGAGAAUGCGAUAGACAUAAGGAAGCAAUUGAAUAUUAUAAUCACGUAAUUUAAAUAAAUCCAAGUGACAUCGAAUAUUAUGUUGAAAAAGCAUUUUGUUUACAAGCACUGAAGAAGUAUCACAAUGCCAUAGAAUGCUUUAACUAAGCGCUUUCUCUGAAUCCAGAUGAAGAAUUAACCUAAACUUUAUUAAUGAAUAAAGGUACAAUAAAGUGUGAACGUUAGGUUUUUCAUUAGGUUGCAUUUAAUAAUUUGAGGAGGAAUUAGACUGCUACUAAAAAGUUGUCAAGGUAUAACCCUAAACAUAAAGAAGCUUAAAAAUUAAUAAACAAUUUUAAAUUAAAAAUCAAUAAUAGCAAUAAGGCUUAUGAUAAUGGAACCUAAUAAAACAAAAAAUAGAAAAUAAAACAACUAGCAAAGCAAAAAAUCUGA
Paramecium tetraurelia is the source of this 978-nucleotide messenger RNA. RefSeq lists its product as uncharacterized. NCBI's taxonomy places the organism in Eukaryota, Ciliophora, Oligohymenophorea, Peniculida, Parameciidae. The record is from RefSeq and is a predicted model, not a curated record. The transcript is spliced from 4 exons. Gene Ontology annotation, molecular function: protein binding.